UUGCUGGAUACCUCCAAGAUUAUUGGUGAUUGGGGCUGGCUCAUUUAUCCUUCUCAUGGGUGGGACUCCAUCAACGAGAUGGACGAGGCCUUCCAGCCCAUCCACACCUACCAGGUGUGCAACGUCAUGACGGCCAACCAGAACAACUGGCUCAGGACCAGCUGGGUCCAGCGGCACGGCGCCCACCGCGUUUACGCCGAGAUCCAAUUCACCUUGCGGGAUUGCAACAGCAUGCCCGGCGUGCUGGGCACCUGCAAGGAGACCUUUAACCUCUACUACCUCCAGUCGGACCGGGAUCUGGGCAGUACCCCCCGGGAGAGCCAGUUCGUCAAGAUCGACACCAUCGCGGCCGACGAGAGCUUCACCAACGUGGACCUGGGGGUCCGCCGGCUCAAACUCAACACCGAGGUCCGGGGGGUCGGGCCCCUGACCAAGAGGGGCUUCUACCUGGCCUUCCAGGACAUCGGGGCCUGCAUCGCCAUCGUCUCCCUCCGGGUCUAUUACAAGAAGUGCCCGGCCAUGGUGAGGAACCUGGCCGCCUUCUCCGAAGCGGUGACGGGUGCGGAUUCCUCCUCCCUGGUGGAGGUGCGGGGGGAGUGCGUUUCGCACUCGGAGGAGAGGGACACCCCCAAAAUGUACUGCAGCGCCGAGGGGGAAUGGCUGGUGCCCAUCGGGAAGUGCGUCUGCAGCGCCGGCUACGAAGAGCGGAAGGACGCGUGUUCGGCCUGCCCAGUGGGGUUUUAUAAGUCUUCUCCUGGAGACCAGCUGUGUGCCAGAUGUCCUCCAAACAGCUAUUCCGACACCUUGGCCGCGCAGGUGUGUCGCUGUGAGAACACCUUUUUCCGGGCUGCCCAGGACCCGCCUUCGGCCGCCUGCACACGUCCCCCUUCGGCUCCCACCAACCUGCUCUCCAGCGUGAACGGCACGACGGUGACCCUGGACUGGGCCCCCCCGCUGGACAAGGGCGGGCGGCGAGACGUCAGCUACAACGUCAUCUGCCAUCGCUGCCCCUGGGGCGGGGGCCACUGCGAAUCCUGCGGGCCCGGCAUCCGUUUCCUACCCCAGCAAAUGAAUUUGGCUCAAGGGUCCCUCUCCAUCUCCAACCUUCUGGCUCACACCAAUUACUCCUUCUCGGUGGAGGCCGUCAACGGGGUCUCCGACCUCAGCUAUGAGUCCCCGCGGUUUGUGGCCGUCAACAUCACCACGAACCAGGCAGCGCCUUCCCAAGUGACGGCAGUUGAGCAGCAAAACGUGGGUCAGCACAGCGUCACCCUCCUGUGGCCUCAGCCCCAGCAGCCCAACGGCAUCAUCCUGGAAUACGAAAUUAAAUAUUACGAGAAGGACAAGGAGAUGCAGAGCUAUUCCACCCUGAAAUCCAAGGUCAACCGGACCACCGUCCUGGGCCUGAAGCCGGCCACCCGCUACAUCUUCCAGGUCCGGGCUCGGACGUCGGCCGGCUGCGGCAAGUUCAGCCAGGCCCUCGAAGUCGAAACUUCUCCUCCUUCUCCUCCUUCCUCUUCCUCUUCCUCUUCUCUUCCUCUUCCUCUUCCUCUUCCUCUUCCUCUUCUUCUUCUUCUUCUUCUUCUUCUUCUUCUUCUUCUUCUUCCCGACAGGCACUGUGGCUACAGCAAGGCUUUCCAAGACCCGGAUGAAGAGAAGAUGCAUUACCAGAACGGGCAAGUGAAAUUCCCCGAGUCCAAAUUUUACCUGGAGUCUCACACCUACGAAGACCCCUGCCAGGCCGGCCACGAGGUCAUGCGGGAAAUCGACGCGUCCCGGAUUAAGAUCGAGAGAAUUAUCGGCUCGGGUGAAUCCGGAGAAGUCUGUUACGGCCGUCUGAAGAUCCCUGGGAAAAGAGAGCUGCCCGUCGCGGUCAAGGCCCUGAAACCUGGUUACACGGAAAAGCAGCGGCGGGACUUCCUCAGCGAAGCCAGCAUCAUGGCCCGGUUUGAUCACCCCAACGUCAUCCAUCUGGAAGGGGUGGUCACCAAAAGCAAACUCAUGAUGAUUGUGACCGAGUACAUGGAGAACGGAUCCCUGGAUUCCUUCCUCCGGAAACACGACGGGCAAUUUACGGUCCUCCAGCUGGUGGUCAUGCUCAGGGGCAUCAGCGCCGGCAUGCGCUACCUCUCCGAUCUGGGUUACGUCCACCGGGACCUGGCGGCUCGUAACAUCCUCAUCAACGGCAACCUGGUUUGCAAAGUCUCGGACUUCGGCCUCUCUCGCGUCCUGGACGACAACCCGGAUGCCGCUUACACAACCACAGGAGGGAAGAUCCCCGUUCGGUGGACGGCCCCCGAAGCCAUCACCUUCCGGAAGUUCUCCUCGGCCAGCGAUGUGUGGAGCUACGGCAUCGUCACGUGGGAAGUGCUGGCCUACGGCGAGCGGCCCUAUUGGAACAUGACCAAUCAGGACGUCAUCCAGUCGGUGGAGGAAGGCUACCGGCUGCCCGCUCCCAUGGGCUGCCCCAUGGCCCUUCACCAGCUGAUGCUCAAUUGCUGGCAGAAAGAGCGGGACGAGAGGCCGCGCUUCGCCCAAAUUCUCGGCGUCCUGGACAAGCUGAUUCGCAACCCACAAAACUUAAAAUGCACAGCCACGGUCAACAGGUUCACCCAAACGCUGUCCGAACGAGGCCACAUUGAUUUCACCCGCUGUGGCUCCGUGGGAGAGUGGCUGGAUUCGAUUCGGCUAGGAAGGUACCAGGAGAAUUUCGCCCUGGCUGGCUAUUCGUCUCUCGGCAUGGUGAUGCACAUGAAUAUUGAGGACGUGCAAAACCUGGGAAUCAAUCUCACGGGCCAUCAAAGGAAGAUUUUGACCAGCAUCCAGAUCAUGAGGUCCCAGCUUCUCAACACCAUGGGUUGCAGAAGACCCCUCUGA
Molecule: messenger RNA, 2877 nt
Organism: Protobothrops mucrosquamatus (brown spotted pit viper)
Lineage: Eukaryota; Metazoa; Chordata; Lepidosauria; Squamata; Viperidae
Gene: EPHA8
Product: EPH receptor A8
Exons: 16
Coding region: 79-2877 (932 amino acids)
Biological process (GO): protein phosphorylation; axon guidance; cell surface receptor protein tyrosine kinase signaling pathway
Cellular component (GO): neuron projection; plasma membrane
Molecular function (GO): transmembrane-ephrin receptor activity; protein binding; ATP binding
Source: RefSeq, a predicted model, not a curated record